CACCUCGUAUCCACACCAGCCAUCGCUCAUCUAUCACUGAACAUGACUUCGAUAUGAUCUGCUUUCCUCUUGCUGAUUCCUUCCAUGAAUCUCCCGCCGUGCUGCUCUCGCCGGCUGCUCUCCCUCAAGGGGUCCCGCAUCCCCUCUCUUCAUCGCCGAGCGGUCAUCACCUGUGACCUUGCCGGGUCCCAGCCGAGCUGCAGCCGAACCCUCAGCUCACAGAUAGAGGCGUACCCCAGGAAGCAUGGUCGUCCUACCCUCCCGCGACUGUCUCUGGACUUCGUACUCCCCUUUGGACCGUCUAAGGACAGCCGAUCACCUCUAGACUCCUCGCCUCGGCAGAGGGCCCAUGUCAUCUCGCGGCUCCUCUCUCUACUCGAGCGACCAGUCUCGGUUGCUGAUGAGGUGUUUGCAGCCUACUCCGAAGUGCUCUCUCUGCCUAGGGGAGAGACUCUGCUUUCGCCCCAGGAGGUUGGUCUAGUCAUCGACAAAUUGAUCACACCGAAGCGCAGGGUGGGGAUCGCUACGAGGACCGCCUUUGAACGAGUGACACUAGUCCUCGAAGGCGUCAGUAGGGCUAGAGAGACACUGUUGCGAUCUUCGUCCCGAUCGCACGAGGCAGCUGAGUGGGAAUCGCUUCUGCGAAGUACCAGGCUGCAGAAUGAUAUGGUCAGAUUGAUCAGAGACAGCCAUAGGACGCGAGGGACAGAUGAGCUCCAUCAGGUCCUCGACGUCUUGCGCAAGAGCUUCCAGUGGGAGGAAGGGUCGACAGAGCUGGAUCAGGCUGGCACUGAUCGCAACGCUCAUACAAGCAGAAGAAGGCUAGCUGCUCGGCAUCGUAAUACUGCGUCUACGGACAGGGUCAGACACAACAUGGUACUAGAGCUCAUCUCGCGCAUCGCACAGCAGCCCACCCUUCGGAAUGUCGGACGCAACAGCGACCAGACGCUCGCCAAUAAGACGAUCACAUCGCGUCUGGUGCAGGAGCUACCUCUGAAAAGACUCGUGACGUCUACAUUGUCGAGACAGGAAACAAGCAAUUCUCUCGAAGACAUGAGUCAACUCUACUACGCCCUCUGGAAUGACAUGAACGCUUUUGAUGACCUAUCCCCUGAUGCGUUUGCCUGGUCCACACGUCUGCGCUUGGAAGGCAAAAUCAUGCUUCAGGAGCUCUUUGCUGCGCUCAGCGACUUUCCAAAGGGACGUACCGUGAGGUCGCUCGACGAGGUGUGGGACAAGAGUCUUGCCUUCAGAGGAUGGACCAGCAUUCAAGCCUCGCUGAAGGAAGCGCUCUCUACAGGUGCUCUGCAUUCGAGUCAUGUACAUCAGGUACUUUGGCUGUUCUGCCAUGCUCGACUGGCGGUGAAAAAAGUCACUGCAAAGGGUGGCGAUGACGUCCUCUCGGCUGUGAUGACUCGUUUCCUUGGCUUCGACGCAGACGCAGUCGACGCCGUCUCGGAGCUGUACGAGACGCUGAGGUGGAACGAAGUGCAACUGGAGAUGGGCAAGCUCCGCCUGUCACGAUCCAGCGACGAGAGCAAGUCUAUCCCCCCAUCGCCUGUCAACUCGAUGUUUUCGGGUGGGAGGAAUGGGGUCGGCGAGACUACCAAAGACACCUGCAGUGGUCCCAUAGCCACGCUCCUCGGCAUUCCCGUCCCGGAUCAAAUGGUGACUACCGACAUCACUUUCAGCAUGCUCAUCAGGUAUUAUGCCGCCAUUGAAGGCGACUACGACAAGGGCUUCGAGGUGUUAGAAGACUUCAAGCAGGCCGGGCAAGAAGUAGUGGAGCCAUCUUCCGCGAAUUCUUCCUCGACGUCAGCUCCUCGCCAGCUACCCAUGGCCAUCCUCGACUCCUUCUUCCGAGCUUUUGCAGUGCACGGCGUCGCCUCAGAGGAGAGCGAGGAGGGGCAGUGGGACAUCGCUGACGCACCCUCACCAGCCGCCUCGACAGCUGUGCCCGUCUCGGGCUGGAGGCUGGAGAAUCUUCUCCCGUUCCUCGACGCUCUGCUCCAUCGCACCGCCCCGAAGCUGCAGGCCAGGCAGAUAGAGCAAGAAAAGUACGAGCGCGUCUCCUCGAUGCUUUCUCUUGGACCUACAGAGGAAGGAGAGGACGAGGCACUUCGUGACCUCCUCUUCCCCACUUCAAUCUCGACAUCAACCUCUGCCUCGUCCUCCAGCAAUCGCACCGACGGGAGUGCAGCCACUUCAUAUAGUGCUCAGAUCCAAACGCAAGCUCCCACCCCACGACAACUUUUCACGGUACUGACUGCACUGCGCCGUUGCACGGGGGAUGCGCGUCCCGAUGUCGUGCUGCGCUACUGGCGUGCACUACAGGCAAAGUAUGGCUUUCCUCUUGAGCAAGGGGCGCAAACUCAGCCUCAGCCUCAGCCGCGGGUGCAGGUGCAGCAGGGUGAUGUAGAGGUUGGAGUAGCAGGACGAGGGGGAGUAGUAAGAGAAGGAGGAGAGGCAGAAGUAGAGACAGGGGCAGGAGCAAGGAGGUUGGCGCAGGCGACGAUCAGGGCAGCAGGCGAAGCAGGUCUUACGACAGAGCAGGUAGCAGCCAGGCAGCAGCAGCAGCAGCAGCAGGAUGCGGAGCAUGGAGCUCAACGUGAGCACGAUCGUCAGCAAGAUCGCACACAAGAGGGCCGGGACGAGGGCGAGGGCAAAGGCGAGGACCAUCGCUUGCACAAUCGAGGUGCGGAAGAGGAUUCCGACCUCGGUGCUCACAGAGUGGAGCGGGUGAAUGGGCAAGGUUGGACUGGCUGGAGGAUGGACAACCGAUUGAAGCGGUUGAUUCCCUUUUUGGAGGGGCAGGAGAUCAAGAUGCGUCGUGAGAGGGGGGAAGAGGGUGAGGAGUGAGAGAGAUAGGGCGAGGGCGAGGGCGAGGAGCGAGAGGAGGAGGAAAAGAUGGUGCAGUACAGGCAUUGCAGUGAUCUUUCUCCCUUGAGCGCUCCAAUGCA
This is a messenger RNA of Microstroma glucosiphilum, 2960 nucleotides long. RefSeq lists its product as hypothetical. The record is from RefSeq and is a predicted model, not a curated record. Lineage: Eukaryota; Fungi; Basidiomycota; Exobasidiomycetes; Microstromatales; Microstromataceae. The coding region runs from base 85 to 2859 and encodes 924 amino acids. The transcript has a single exon.